Messenger RNA from Equus caballus (horse), 7297 nucleotides. The record is from RefSeq and is a predicted model, not a curated record. NCBI's taxonomy places the organism in Eukaryota, Metazoa, Chordata, Mammalia, Perissodactyla, Equidae.
UGAUUUUACAUCGAUACUCUGAUGGGAAACCAAGGAGAGAGAACUGACUGCCUAUAGCCUUAAAGGCCAGCGUUGGGAGACAGGUCAGCGUUGGUUCCUAUAGUCUUAGAAGGUAGUGUUCUUAUUCCUGCUUGACAGCUUGAUUCAGAUUAAAAGUAUCCUUCUGGUUUCUGACCUGAAUGUCGUAUUUUCCUUUUUCACUAGCUGCAGGAUAAGAGUCAAGCCAGGAUCCAGGGGCAUGUGCCAGGUUUGGAGACCACACAUGGGACCAUACCAGGCAGCACUGUGGGGUAAACCCAAGGCAUCAGCCAGCAACAAUUGCUAGAAAUAGACUGAAAAGAUCAGGACAGGGUCUUGCCUUCUAAGACAAUCUGUAUUAACUAUCCUGACCAGAAAUAAGAGGAAGAAGCAGAGAAUCCCUCAGACCUCGAGGGACAAAAUGAAGCGAUUGUUGCAAGAGUCAGAGGAAGAAAUCAUGGUCACCUUGGGACCCUCCUCCAGGCUUUCCCCGGAUAAGGCUAAGGCAGAGACUGUGUGUGGCAUCAAGAGCAAGUCCUCAGGCCCUGCUGGAUCCUCACUAGAGGGCAGUUCCGUGCCCCCUCACUGUGGAUCAGUAGCCUCUGCCACUAGUGGGGAUAGAGACGGGGGCCUAGCCCAGCAUUGCAGCUUUGGGCAGCAGGCCAGCAUCCAGCCGCUUCUGGGCUCCACUGCCUGUGUUUCAGAGUCUGGCUCUGAGGACCUCUCAUCUGCUAGCAUUACCACAAGCUGUCAAGAGCGCUCAGAGAGGAAUCAAGCUACUCCCUUUUUGUCCAGAGGCCCUGGGCAAGGCUGCAGCCGUGAGCAGCGAGAACCUUUGGGAGAUGUAGUAGACUAUAUUAUCAGAGAGCUGCAAGGCAUCAGCCGUCUCCAAACUGAGAUUGCCGAGCUGCAGCAGCACUUGAGCCAAGUCCGGGGUUCAGUGGAUGAAGUCUCUAGCUGUGUAGACUCAGUUCUCAGUGAAAUAGAAGGCUUACAGGUGGGCAGCAGCUCCCUGGCCAAGGUGUGUGUGGGUGGAAAGGCCCAGGAACCCCAUGUGGACCGACCCAGUGAGGAAGCCAUUCUGUAUCUGUAUGGACUUCCUGAGCAAGAUGGGGAGAAUACCAUGGAGCUGGUACACAGCUUCCUGGCCAAGCACCUCUGUGUUAAUGGCGUUCAGUGCAACAGGUACAUCAGAGAGGCUUACAGGGCAGGCAAAGCCCCAGCCCCCAGGCCUACUGUUGUGAAGCUUGCCCAUCUAGAGCAUAGAGACUUCAUCUUGCAGAAAUCCAUCCUUUUGCAGAGUUUAGGCAUCCGGAUUGCCACCAGAGAAGAACCAAGCUGGCCACAGUGCUGUAAGAAUUCCCAAAAGGAGUCUCUGUCAUUUUUGCAACAACUUCAGGAUCAUAAUUCAAAUACUUUAAACCUACAUGAACCAGUGCUUCAGAUGGAAACAGGAGUCAUGGGACCCAAAACAGGAGCAUAUCACAUGAGAGCUCAGAAUCAACAUAGAGAAUCCCAGAACCUUGAGCAGCAAGGCCUUUGCUUCCCACCCAAGAACAAUUUAGCAAAGCCAAGUGAUGUGUCUCAGCCAGGGGACGAAGUAAAAGGAACACCAGAAGCAUCCCGAGUCAUCAGUGGUGGCCCUAGUGAACUGACAGGGAGAGAAGCUUCUCUGUCUCCUCUCCCUCAAUUUGAGGAAGCUUCCCUAGUGUUAAUCUCAAAAGAGGAGGAUUCUGGGAAAUCCCAGGUUUUCAAACAAUGCAGGCAAGGACUUGAAGCAUAUGAAGUAACAAAAAGAGAAAACUGCAGCGAUAAGAGUAAGGCCAGCAGCUACCUGUCGCUGUCUGAGUUGAUGAACACAGAGGACAAGCUCCUGGCCUGUGAAGCUGGGCUUGAUAUUCUGAGCUCAAAGCAGUUAGAGGACCUCUUGACAGACAAGUCCGGAAGGUUUGCAGCUCUGAGCUGUGGCAGCGUGAUGGAGGAAAUGAUCAUAGGGCCUGAGACUUUCCGUGACAUGGUUCAUAUUGACUUGAAUGAAGAGGAGGAAUGUGCUGCUCAGGUCCUUAAAAAUGUCUUUGAAAAGUCCUCUUGUGGUCUGAGUGGCUCACAGGAGCAUGAAGACGUAGAAAUUAAAUUUUAUACCAGUAAACUGGGCCGAGCAAUUCACCACUUUCGUUCAGCUCUACAGGGAGUGUUUCAGAAGCCGGAGAACAGUGGAUCGAUCAGUCCUGAGGACCUGCAAGGCAAUGAGAGUGGAUCCCAGACAGAGAACAGUGACAGACUUCUUGUGACAAUUCCGGAUGAUGGUGACUCUUCUUUACCCCAGUGGCUCCCAGAAGGGCCAGCUGGAGGGCUUUAUGGCAUUGACAGCAUGCCAGAUCUACGCAGAAAGAAGCCACUGCCACUUGUCAGUGAUUUGGCUAUGUCACUGGUCCAGUCCCGGAAGGCAGGGAUUACUUCUGCAAUGGCUACACGCACCUCUCUCAAGGAUGAAGAGCUGAAAUCCCAUGUGUAUAAGAAAACCCUGCAAGCCUUAAUCUACCCCAUCUCGUGUACUACACCUCACAACUUUGAGGUCUGGACAGCCACUACUCCGACCUACUGCUAUGAGUGUGAAGGCCUGCUCUGGGGCAUCGCCCGGCAGGGCAUGCGCUGCAGCGAGUGUGGAGUCAAGUGCCAUGAGAAGUGCCAGGACCUGCUCAAUGCUGACUGCCUGCAGCGAGCUGCAGAAAAGAGCUCUAAACAUGGAGCUGAGGACCGGACCCAGAACAUUAUCAUGGCCAUGAAGGACCGCAUGAAGAUCCGAGAGCGGAAUAAGCCGGAGAUCUUUGAAGUUAUCCGGGAUGUCUUCACCGUGAGCAAAGUUGCCCAUGUGCAGCAGAUGAAAACAGUGAAGCAGAGUGUGCUGGAUGGCACCUCCAAAUGGUCAGCCAAGAUUACCAUCACUGUGGUUUGUGCCCAGGGCCUACAAGCCAAGGACAAGACAGGAUCCAGUGACCCUUAUGUGACUGUGCAAGUAGGCAAAACCAAGAAGCGUACCAAGACGAUUUUUGGGAACCUGAAUCCUGUUUGGGAGGAGAAGUUCCAUUUUGAGUGCCACAACUCUUCUGACCGCAUUAAGGUACGUGUGUGGGAUGAGGAUGAUGACAUCAAAUCAAGAGUAAAGCAGCGGCUAAAGCGAGAGUCUGAUGAUUUCCUCGGCCAAACUAUCAUCGAGGUUCGGACACUAAGUGGCGAAAUGGAUGUCUGGUACAACUUGGAGAAGAGGACAGACAAAUCAGCCGUCUCAGGGGCUAUCCGACUCCAAAUCAGCGUGGAGAUCAAGGGGGAAGAGAAAGUAGCCCCGUAUCAUGUGCAGUAUACGUGUCUCCAUGAGAACCUUUUCCAUUACUUAACAGACAUUCAGGGCACUGGAGGAGUUUGGAUCCCUGAGGCUCGAGGAGACGAUGCAUGGAAGGUGUACUUUGAUGAAACUGCCCAAGAAAUUGUGGAUGAAUUUGCCAUGCGCUAUGGCAUCGAAUCCAUAUAUCAAGCCAUGACGCACUUUGCAUGUUUGUCAUCCAAGUACAUGUGUCCUGGUGUGCCAGCAGUGAUGAGCACCUUACUGGCCAACAUCAAUGCCUACUAUGCCCACACAACUGCCUCCACCAAUGUCUCUGCAUCUGAUCGCUUUGCAGCCUCCAACUUUGGGAAAGAGAGAUUUGUAAAAUUGCUGGACCAGCUGCACAACUCACUGAGGAUUGACCUCUCUACAUACAGGAAUAAUUUCCCUGCUGGGAGCCCUGAGCGGCUUCAGGACUUAAAGUCCACAGUGGAUUUGCUGACCAGUAUUACUUUCUUCAGAAUGAAGGUGCAAGAACUGCAGAGCCCUCCAAGAGCUAGCCAGGUGGUAAAGGAUUGUGUGAAGGCCUGUUUGAACUCCACAUAUGAGUAUAUCUUCAACAACUGCCAUGACUUGUACAACCGCCAGUACCAACUGAAGCAAGAGCUGCCUCCAGAGGAACAAGGGCCCAGCAUUCGGAACCUGGAUUUUUGGCCCAAACUCAUCACACUUGUUGUGUCAAUCAUAGAGGAAGAUAAGAAUUCCUACACACUCGUUCUGAACCAGUUUCCUCAGGAGUUGAAUGUGGGAAAAGUCAGCGCAGAAGUGAUGUGGCAACUCUUUGCCCAAGACAUGAAAUAUGCACUGGAGGAGCAUGAGAAAGACCGACUGUGUAAGAGUGCUGACUACAUGAACCUGCACUUCAAGGUGAAGUGGCUCUACAAUGAAUACGUGCGGGAUCUGCCUGCGCUCCAGGGACAGGUGCCUGAGUAUCCUGCGUGGUUUGAGCAGUUUGUCCUACAAUGGCUGGAUGAGAAUGAGGAUGUGUCCCUGGAAUUCCUGCGUGGGGCCCUGGAACGGGAUAAGAAGGAUGGGUUCCAGCAGACAUCAGAGCACGCACUCUUCUCCUGCUCUGUGGUGGACGUCUUCACACAGCUCAACCAGAGCUUUGAGAUCAUCCGGAAGCUGGAAUGCCCAGACCCCAACAUCCUUGCCCACUACAUGAGGAGAUUUGCUAAGACCAUCGGGAAGGUGCUGAUGCAGUAUGCAGAUAUCUUAUCAAAGGACUUCCCAACUUACUGCACAAAGGAGAAAAUGCCCUGCAUCCUGAUGAACAACAUGCAGCAACUGAGGGUCCAGCUGGAGAAAAUGUUUGAGGCCAUGGGAGGCAAAGAGUUGGACCCUGAAGCUGCAGACAGUCUGAAGGAGCUGCAGGUGAAACUGAAUACAGUUCUGGAUGAGCUCAGCAUGAUGUUUGGAAACAGUUUCCAGGUGCGGAUUGAUGAGUGUAUCGGACAAAUGGCCGACAUCCUGGGCCAAGUGCGGGGCCCAGGGAAUGCAUCCCCCAACACCAGGGCCUCAGCGGCUCAGGACGCGGAUAGUGUGCUGCGGCCUCUCAUGGACUUCCUGGAUGGCAACCUCACACUCUUUGCCACUGUGUGUGAGAAGACGGUUCUGAAGCGUGUACUGAAGGAGCUCUGGCGGGUGGUAAUGAACACAAUGGAAAGGAUGAUUGUUCUGCCCCCACUCAGUGACCACACGGGCACCCAGUUGAUCUUCACUGCUGCCAAGGAGCUGAGCCAUCUUUCCAAACUCAAGGACCACAUGGUGCGAGAGGAAACACGGAAUCUCACUCCAAAGCAGUGUGCCGUCCUUGACCUUGCCCUGGACACCAUCAAGCAAUACUUUCAUGCAGGAGGCAAUGGGCUGAAGAAAACCUUCCUGGAGAAGAGCCCAGAUCUGCAGUCCCUUCGCUAUGCCCUGUCUCUGUAUACACAGACCACAGACACACUUAUCAAGACCUUUGUGCGCUCACAGACUGCCCAGGUGCAUGAUGGGAAAGGUAUUAGGUUUACUGCUAAUGAGGACAUUCGGCCGGAAAAGGGGUCUGGUGUGGAUGAUCCUGUAGGAGAAGUCUCUAUUCAGGUGGACUUGUUUACACAUCCUGGAACUGGGGAGCACAAGGUCACAGUGAAAGUGGUGGCUGCCAAUGACCUCAAGUGGCAGACAGCGGGUAUGUUCCGACCCUUUGUGGAAGUGACCAUGGUUGGCCCACACCAAAGUGAUAAGAAGAGGAAGUUCACAACCAAGUCGAAAAGCAACAACUGGGCCCCAAAGUACAAUGAGACGUUUCACUUCCUCCUGGGAAAUGAAGAGGGGCCAGAAGCAUAUGAGUUGCAAAUAUGUGUGAAGGAUUACUGCUUUGCCCGAGAGGAUCACAUUCUGGGGCUGGCAGUGAUGCCUCUGAGGGAUGUGGCAGCCAAGGGCAGCUGCGCCUGCUGGUGCCCCUUGGGCCGGAAGAUCCACAUGGAUGAGACAGGCCUGACCAUUCUCCGGAUUUUGUCUCAGAGGAGCAAUGACGAAGUGGCCCGAGAGUUUGUGAAGCUCAAAUCAGAGUCUCGUUCCAUGGAGGAGGGAAGCUGAGCACCAGGCUUCUCUGCCAACUAGAUGGCACCAGUUUCAUAAGUCCGAGCCAAUGGGAGUUACUAUCUAGGCAGCUUAGGUCCUCAUAAUCAAGAGACUAACUCCUUUAGUAAAGGAAACUUAAAGAAAAAUUUUGGGUGGUAACAAUAUAGCUUUUCACAGAAAAGGUCAUGUAUCCCUGACCAGUAGGUCUGUGGUGCUAGGAGUUGGGCUGUGGGGGUUACCACAUGGGGAGGUUUUCCAUAAAGAGGGGGACAGACAUUUCUGAGAGUGUUAGCCAUUCUUGGGAGACACCCCUCCAACUCCACACUCCAUCUCUGCCCCUCUCCAUACCACACCUUAUCCAGUUAGACCCAUAAGUACCAAUCAUUAGAAGAACAAGUUUAGAAGGCCUGGUGCUUGUGCCUGGUUGGUAAGUAGUCAGUUGAGCCUACAGGUAUGGCUUGAACCCUGUGGUCUGGAUUGGAGUAUAGCCAGGGCAGAAGCAUACAGAAUAGAAUUCAGACUGUCCCUUGAGCAGAAUCCGCUGGUUUUAUAUGGCUUCAAAGAGGAUAAGGCUUUGAAACUGAACAGACACCUUCCAGAAAUGAGCUGUGCUAAUCGUUCCCCCAGAUUAUAUCUGUCAUGAAUGGAGCGAGGUUCACAUGGUGCUUCAGAGUCCUGAGCAUAUUUGGAAUCUUUGGAACCCAAGCACCAGGGGCCACCUGCCCAGGAGCCCCCUACCUCACUCCUGUAGGAAGGGGGAUGAUGCUUCAGGACGUGAGAGGCUGUUCUUAUGUACAUGCAACUGAGGACUAGUUGAGGGAUCUAGCAGAGAAGGCUGUAUUUUCUUCUUGGGUAGGCCCUGAACAAAGCCAAAAAUUGUGAAAAUCAGUCUAGGAAGAGUCAUCCUCACCUAUGGCGACUGCAUUCUGGCUGUCCUCCCCCUUGCAGAAAGAAUCUAGCCUUUGGCCUCAUUCCCUUUCAUCUAGGUCAGGUGCUGUUCCCCUCAUAGAUGUUCAACCCUACAGAAGGAGCUUGGACAAUGAUCCCUCUGUACAGGCCGGAUGGAGGGGGCCUCAACACUCCUUGGGAGGUCAGAGACAAACUCUUUCAGGGGGUCGUAUGGACUUCCUAGGCCCUUGCUCAGAGAUGUGACGUGGCCCUUUGAUAUCCUCAGCAGCCUCCUGGACUUCCUAGGACUCUGCAUUGUCCACAGCUAUACUGGCCAUUACAUGAAACGAAACUAAGCAUCUUUGCUGUUGUUAAUUAUUGUAUGUGCCAUUGUUACAAGAGAUUAUUAGCUAGUCUGUAAUAAAUUAUCUUAUAGCAGCC